Molecule: messenger RNA, 723 nt
Organism: Dicrocoelium dendriticum
Lineage: Eukaryota; Metazoa; Platyhelminthes; Trematoda; Plagiorchiida; Dicrocoeliidae
Source: the annotation of a GenBank genome assembly
AUGCUCCUUCAGAUAUCACUAGAUCUCCUGCUCAGCAUUCGUUCCAUGCACCCAUCCAGUGACGUCAAUGAAUUGGAUUCUGAUGAAAAAGUAUGGUCGAGCUUCGAGAACCAACUAGAUAAUAUUUUCCUCAUUUUAUCGUCCACCAACUCUUCAGCUGACGCAGAUGCUUCUGAAACGCGGCACGGUCUGAACGAAAAGCAUAUGCGUUCUUUUUUAAACACAUGUCGGGACCUUGAUUCUUGGUUCGUUAAAAUGCGGUUUUUGCUUUCCACACGAUACCCUGAUCUUGUUCUGCAUGAAGAGCUCGAUAUCAUGCGGUCGGAAAUCGUUCGGAAGGAAAAAUUGAUAACUGAGACGAAAUUGAAACUGAAACAGUAUUCAGAAUGUAUAGCUGUCAUAGUUGAACAGAUAUCCAAAGAUCUUUCCCAUUGUUCAUCAAUAUGAAUAACGGAAAAUCGGGCAAAACUCUUUCCCAUUCGAACCAUACCGGAUAGUCCGUGACAAUGAGUAACGGAUCCUCCUUUCCACAGUGAUCUUUCGCUACGCAACGAAACAAAGGCUACAAGCCUCAUAAACAGUAUUAAUAAGCGAUAUGCAUUGGAAACGAUCGUUAUUGUCCCGCCGACGCUUACUGUUAGGAACAUUGCUAAUGAUCCUUCAACGCGUUCUCGAUGCCCAUAGAUCUGCUGUUUAUAUCUCUGCGUUACACACUAUGCAUUU